Messenger RNA from Suillus plorans, 1091 nucleotides. RefSeq lists its product as uncharacterized. NCBI's taxonomy places the organism in Eukaryota, Fungi, Basidiomycota, Agaricomycetes, Boletales, Suillaceae. The coding region runs from base 1 to 1029 and encodes 342 amino acids. The transcript has 8 exons. The record is from RefSeq and is a predicted model, not a curated record.
AUGGAUGAGGACAAUUCAUCUUCAACUGAAUCUCACAAGAGGGGUUCAUCAGCUCUUCAGCUGGGGCCUUGCAAGAAAGCCUUGAAAUCUGAUCCACUUGUUUCACAUGGACGACAUUUUGGUCGCACUGUUUUUGCCCUCUGCAACUAUCCCUCUCUUUUAACAAGUGGAGUGUUAAGAUUAGAACAACUGGAAGACAUGGAGCGCCGGGAACAUGCAGUCUUUGAAACGCUCUUGGAUUCCUAUCCAGGGCUCUUAGAACGGCUGAAGGAAGGCUCAGAGGAUUCAUGUUGGAGAACUGGUGAGUUGCAUAUUGGCAAGGGAGCGGCUUGUGCAAGGGGGGAGGAUACAAAGUCUUUGAAACCAGUCAUCAUUGAUUGGAUAGCGCCAGCAGGUGAAGCAGUAGUGCCUCCUUUACCAAGGAAUUCUAAAAUCAGUCAGGGCUUCAAUCACCCUCUCACCGGCCGCUUACUCUGUCCUGCUGAGUUGGAUUGGGAUGAUGCAGACACGAAACAGAGCCUGCAAAGUGGUGAACUUGUCGUCAGUGGAGACCAGUGGCCUCUAUUUGUAUAUGCCAAUGAAGUGUUUGAUCCAGAGGAUCCUUGGAAUGGCCUUCUCAGAAGCCGCUUGCUUGUGAAUGCGUUCAGACACAUUUUUACAUCGCCAAGUUCAGUGGACAAAGAGCCCAAGGCAACACGUGCGGGAAAUGCUAGAAUUCAUGGUAUGACUACUGUUACAUCUGCUUCGGUAGCAUAUGUGGCCACCCAGAUUCAAUUCGCACUCUGUUCAUCCUCAGUAUUCUCAUGCACUGACAUGGUCACAGAUUCAGAAACAUUCUAUCACUCUCUUCUUGACCUUUUGGAGGACCCGGAUGAGCGCAGGAAAGUCACAGAACUAUUACUUUGGUGGAAUCAUCAGAUAUUUCCAAUGUCUUCAGCAGCCAAGCGACCUCUCAAAGCAAACAGUGCCCUCUCUAAGAUUCGCCAAAAGAGAGCUGCUUUAAAAGACGCAGAUGGAGGUUCUGCUUGAUAUGUUCCAGUCAACCGUCCAAUAGAGCUACUAUUAUUAUAAUACACAUAUCAGAGCGUCCA